UCGAUUUUUUCACUCGUGUCUAAUAUCUCGAGAGGGAAUAAACGAAUUCGGGCUCUGUUCGUACGAUUUAUGCGGUAAUUCCGUUGGAAUUUUCGUGUCGUUACUCGAUCGUUGUUACGCUAAACGGUAAUUCGCAUUGGAAAUAGAGUCGAACCGGUGGUUAGUGAGAAACGAAAGUGAGUCUCGUUCUACGAUCGUAAACUGUCUGGGAUAACCCGAUUGUAUUCCUGUCACGAUCCACCUUCCGCGUCCUUAAACAUGCUCGAUGAUUUGAACGGCUGAGCAAUCGAGAAACGAAAAUUGCCCAUCGAGGCAAGUUCAGUCACUGUCCUAAUUUAAUAUGACGUCUGGAAAUUUCGACCAAAGAAACCGACGACAUGUUUAGGAACCGAGAGAGAAGUGCAGCGUCCAUCGAUAUUGGAAAACGCGAUACGAAAUACGAGAUAAUUGGACCGUUUCGUAAAAUCGCCCCGAAAAUGUCGCUUUACUUUGGCUGCUUUUUAUUCGCGCUGAACUGCGUCGUAGACGCGAGUCCAGUUUCGAGGAACGAAUCCAACAUUCUGCGAAUCGGCAGGCCUCAAGACGCGUCGUCGAUAACGGCCAGGGUGACAAAUUUGAACAGCACCGAUUAUCAGAUGGAGAAGCAGACGUCGAAAGAUAGGCGCGGCCCGUUAAUUGAAUUCAGCAAAAACAAUCCGGAACUUGAUUGGAAGAAGUAUUUGAAGUUGUUCGACGAGAAGCAAGAGGAACACGAAGAUCUGGAUAUCGAUUUCAUGAAAGAAAAGUUGCAGAAGACGGCGAACAGUAUCCAAUGGCUGGUGGAUCUUUACGAUCCCCUCAAGUGGUCCAGAGUACCUGGUAAACUCGGCCACGACUGCAGGAACGAACUAGAAUCGUUUCUCGAGUCUCUCAAGGAUGGAAAGCUGUGGGCCGCCAAAAUGUCGGACGCGAGUGGCCGUUACUCAUCGCAAUUCCAUUUCGGGAACGGUUUCUGGCUUGGUUCGAGCACCCUCUGCAAAGAGCUAAAUGCCACCAGAGGAAGUAUUCGCCAGGAACUCGACGAUACUCCGCCCUAUGCGUUGAAAUUUCACGUAGCGAGGAUGUACCUGACGUUGCCCAAGGAACUCGAAUUCUCGACAAGACAAGUAUUUUUGGGUCUUUGCCUGCCAGCUACGUGCGACCAAGCAUCCCUGACUUCGAUGCUAAGAGCGAACGCCGAUCGAGUCGAGCGAGAAGGUAACUCGACUUAUCGAUCGACCGGCCCGAAGAUCCACAUCGUUGCGGUGAAAUCUGUGCCAUCGAGCAAUUACAACCCUUGGCGCGAUCCCAAGUCGUACGUUCUCUCCGGAGUUGCAGGCGCGCUACUAUUUCUGAUGAUCUGUGCGACUAUGUACGAGUACAGAAUACAACCGAAUGUCAAGGAUGUGGAAUCAUCCAGCGUAUCGAAUAACAACGAGAGACUGAGCAAUUUUUCCAACAAAAAUCUGAACCAAGAUGGCGAAGUGAUCCAAGAAAAUGGGGAGGAGCUGAUCGAAAAGGGGAAGAACUUGCAAAAAGAAUCGCCUGAUCGUUCUGAAAAUGAGAGCAAGAAAGGCUUCUGGCUAACGUGUCUAACAGCCUUCAAUCCUAUCGCGAACGGCAGCAAGAUUGUUAGCACCGAACCUGCCGCGAGAGAUAGCCUGACUUGUCUGCAUGGGCUCAGAGUGCUCUCACUGGGAUGGGUGGUCAUGGUGCACACCUAUCUUCAAGUCUUCUCCAUUGCUGAGAACAAAACCCUGCGUUCGGUGACAGAGCGGAAUUUUAUGUUCCAAACUAUCAGCAACGCCACCUUCUCCGUAGACACAUUUUUCUUCAUCAGUGGCUUGUUAGUUACGAUUCUCUUCUAUCGAUCUUCCGGUAGCUUGAAAAAUGACAAGGGCAUUUUCUGGAAGACAUGUUUCACCAAAUUUGUCAUCAUGAUCCUCUACAGAUUUAUCAGAUUGACACCGGCCUAUCUCUUUGUCCUGGGAAUAAACGAGAUCGCCAUCAAGUAUGCGCUAUCAAGGACGGUGUUCUCGCCAGUGAUCGUCGAUCAUUUGACAUGCGAAAAGUUUUGGUGGAGAAACGCAUUGUACCUUAACUCGCUCUACCCUCGUACCGAGAUGUGUAUGCUGUGGAGCUGGUAUAUGGCGAACGACACACAGUUCUACGUUCUCGGAAUACUUUUGCUUCUUCUAUCUAUCAAAUACCUGAAGGCCAUCAUCGUCGUGAUUCUGCUAUUGAUCGCCUCUUCGUGGUUUACCACCUUCUCCGUCGCCUAUUCCAACGAUUACAUCGCCAGAAUCCAAGAACCGUUUGCGCUUUUCGACGAGCUGUACGAUAAACCUUGGCUGAGAGCUGGCCCUUACUUCGUUGGCAUCAUCACCGGUUAUAUUUUGUUCAGAACGAAUUGCAAAUUGAAAUUGCCUCUGAUCGUACGAGUAAUCGGCUGGGUAUUAUCUACUGCCAUAAUGUUCUCGGUAGUUUACGGUCUAUAUCCCGGAAACUUAACCGUGCCGGUGAGUUCCGUGUACGCCGCCUUAGGACACACCGCCUGGGCGAUUGGUGUAUCCUUCAUCGUGAUUCAAUGCUGCACCGGGUACGCUACAAUGAUCGACAGUCUGCUGUCGCUCAAACUGAUAUAUCCGCUAUCGAGGUUGACUUACUGCGCGUACUUGGUGCAUCCUGUCAUCAUGAUGGUCACCGUAUCCCAGAUGGAUGGGCCGCUCCACCUUCACAACAAUAUCGUGCUGAUCUUGUACUUUGGCAAUCUGGUCGCCUCCUACUUGAUGUCCUUCUGCAUUUCCAUCGCGCUCGAGGCGCCCAUCGUCAAUCUGCUCAAGAUCGCUUUCAUGUCGAAGAAGAGGAUAAGAUAGAGAAAGAUCGAGCGUAGAGUGUAUCGCGCGAUCGACGCUAGGUGAUGGACGUUCCGAUUUUUCUCACAAUAAGCGCGUUAUUAAAAACCUGCUACCGACCUCCUUCUUCCUCAGGAUUCAAUCGUAGCUCUCCAGUGAAAGAGGAAAGAAUCCCCAGAUAUUUUCGGGACGAAGAUAAAAGCCGCUUUCGUGCAUCUAUUUUUCUCGACAAUGAUACAAUACACUGCUGUCGUGCUUUGACAAUUCAGACGAUGCGAAAUCAAUGCGAUUUCGUCGUACUUGAUAGGAACAUGUGUGCACAGACGCUUAUGACUGUCGUAAAGUAUAAAUCAAAGACAAAUGCGUUUUCCGUAGAAUACAGGCGAUCAAAGGCGCUAAUUAAAUUCGUAAUUUCGCAGAAAAAGCGAGCGUUUAUUUUGUCUCGCUCUUCGUUCAUGUCAAGAGUGUGAGAGAGAUUCUUCGCAAAGUAUGGCCGAAACAAUAGGCUUCUCGCGUGUUAUUUCAUACGAUUCCAAUAGCGUUUUUACCGUUGAUCGCGAUCAUGUGCCACGAGAGUAUUUACAAUUGGUGCAGUAAGGAAACUUGGACGAAAGUUGGAAAUCGAGCGAAGAUCGAAAGAAGAAACGACCGGGAGCAGUGCCCAGCCGCCGCUAGUCCGGUUCAACGAAAGCAGAAGAAAUUGGAAAGCGAUAAAAGCGGCGAGGCAAUUGUAGCUUAAGACCGAACUUUAAAUAACUAAGAUCGAUAGCACACCUGUUCGCGGGUGUCAAUAGCGAAAGAAAAUGUUUGUACAAAGAAUUGAAAAAAGCGUUUCAUUUUAAACGUACUAGUAUUUUCCGAGCGACGAAUAUCUUGUUUGCGUGUGCGCCGAAACGACAGAAAUAGGAAAGCGCGUGAAACUUAGAUCGAAGAAAAGAUAAAUCGAUGUUUGCGCGAUCUCUGACGCUGUUUCACGCUUGGACGAAAUUUAACGUUAGUCGGACGUGAUUCAUUUAAAGUCGCGUUGCUUCGUUAAAUUACAAAAAGCAGUUGAAAAACGAGUACGUUUUUCACGUCAUUCUUUCUUAGAUACUAACUCGAAACACGUCUAUUCACCGCGAAAAGAAAAGAAAGACUGUCGUCACGUAGGCGUUAUAACCGUUAGGAAAAAAGAAAAAUAUUAUGCAAAGCGUGCCGAAUCUCUUCUGCUGCCAACGGCUAAAUUAAAAAUCACUGAAACGUAAUUGAUAUUUGGAGUAAAAGAUUAAUCGUAAAAAGGAGUUUCUCGUGUAAACCAACUCGUGAACCAACAUUCGCGGUGUAAAAAGUAACCUUACCUUUUUUUCAUCCUUUAACGUAAAAAACGUAACGGAAAAAGCAAGUAAAUAUACGCGGGCAGAAACGAGCACGAAGGAAAAUAUGUAAACAGCGCACAGAGUAAUUCUGGCCUAGUACUCGUGCACGCGUGUUCGAUCUUUGCGUGGUGCUACGUGCUCGGAAGCGCACGAUUAGUAAUGCAAUUAACGUGCCGUCAAUUACGGCCGUAUAACGUCCAUUUCACGCGAUUAUCGCAACGCGACCGACUGUCUCGCACUUGCAUCAUCUGUCGCGUAUAUCAAUGCCAUGACGUUUCCCUUCUCUUUCUGCGUAUUCUCGAAACCUGCUUAUAAAUUUCACUUCUUUCCCUUUCACCUUUUCAUUCUUCACCUCCUCUUUGGGAAUACUUUGAUUCGCUUCGCGAUUCCGCUAUUUCCGCGCUAUUAUUAAACUAUUUACAGCGCAGUGCUGAAAGAUCUUCGAGCUAAGAUCGCGACGUAUUUUCGAAGAAAUUUUGGUUCCGUUCCAGUCCCGGAGAAUCCAGAGAAUCCAAGAUCAGAGUUGUCCAGUACGGUUUACGAUUCACCACGAAGCUGUAGCCAUCAAACAGUGGUCAGAAAUCGAAAUGAAAUCGAAUGCUCGCGGCUCGAGCCAAACCGAAAUUCUGCAAACUGUCUUCCACGUGAAUUUUCUCGUUCCGCUUCUAAUAACGAUUACCAAAAAAAUCAAUGGAACUUUCACGAGACGGAACGUUCGCAAAUCGAAUAUCAUGGAAUAUGAUUUUCGAGGCAGUGAAAUUUCCAAGUGAUUUCAGAAGCGAAUUUUCAUCUCCGAAAUAGCAAUAUCCGAUAACUGGAAUCGAAGGUUGGAAAGAAAUGAGACGAGAAGAGUAAAAAUUUACGAGGAUCCUCGGUCGGAUAACUAGUUGGUUAAUGGAAUCGAAUGCAAAUCAGGCAGGGCUGUAUUUCGUAUUUGUAGUCGAGCAAAUAGAUACGGUUAAUCGGCAUAGUCGGCCCUACAGCAACCAGAGUCUAAUGCUAAUACAAGUACGAGCAUCCCUCCAUUGACAAUCCAAUUUACGUAUAUAUCCUGUGUAGCUUCUAAAGUGCAUCGUCUGAAUCGAAUUCGAAAUGCGCGUCGAUUUUCGGCCGACUUCUCGACCAUCGUUUUAAUUGAGCAAAUACCGUGUAACGAAUAACGAUUUAAUGCGUCAACGAAGAUUAUUAUUGGAACGUUGCAUGUCGUUAAUCAGUUGCAGAUAACGAAUCGGACGAUAUGAUCGGUAAUUUAGGAUCGAAUACUUUAUCCUCGCUCGUUAGAGGCGGUAACAAGUUGUGCGCAACUUCGACCCGGUUAAUUUUUCAUUGUUCUCUCAAUUAUUCGCAUACGUGUAACGUUCAUGGCUGGAAAGUUUCACGAACUUUCCAUGUUUCGAUCAUCGAAUUUAUGUUAUUCUCGACUACUGCUCCAUUUAAUCUACUCGUAAUUUUACUCGUUAUUCUCAACCCGAUUUUCAAAAGUUACGCGUUUCAUGCACGUCC
Bombus pyrosoma is the source of this 5731-nucleotide messenger RNA. Its product is annotated as nose resistant to fluoxetine protein 6-like. NCBI's taxonomy places the organism in Eukaryota, Metazoa, Arthropoda, Insecta, Hymenoptera, Apidae. Gene Ontology annotation, molecular function: acyltransferase activity, transferring groups other than amino-acyl groups. Bases 378 to 2894 code for a protein of 838 amino acids. The transcript has 12 exons. The record is from RefSeq and is a predicted model, not a curated record.